Molecule: messenger RNA, 1459 nt
Organism: Candoia aspera
Lineage: Eukaryota; Metazoa; Chordata; Lepidosauria; Squamata; Candoiidae
Gene: MORN4
Product: MORN repeat containing 4
Exons: 5
Coding region: 370-810 (146 amino acids)
Biological process (GO): response to axon injury
Cellular component (GO): cell projection
Source: RefSeq, a predicted model, not a curated record
GCUCGCAUCCAGGUGAGGGGCGCGGUCAUUGUUGGUGCAAUGAAUGGAUAAAAGCAUAGGGAUGACGUGGCCGGGAAUGCUGCGUGGAACCCGGGCGGGUAGGAAGACUUUGAGGGCAGGAAAAUGCAAUGUGAAGAAAGGCUGAUUGGAAAGAAGCAGCAGCAGCAGCAGCAGCAGCGACCGGUACAGCGGGGUGCAGAGCCGUCGUAGUCUACUAGAUGGGCGUGGUUUCGGGUUGCAGGGCAUGACUUGAGGAUGUUGGGCUCGGUUGCGAAGCUGUCAGAAAAGACUUUGCAGUGAGCAGUUUUGAUCCCAAUACUGAGGGAUGCUGCCUAGGGCUGCUCUCCUGCCUUCCUGAAAGCUGGUAUCAUGACCCUGACUAAGGGCUCAUUCACUUACUCCAGUGGAGAGGAAUAUUGUGGGGAAUGGAAGGAAGGGCGUCGGCAUGGUGUUGGACAAUUGACUUUUGCUGACGGCAGCAUUUACAUAGGACAUUUUGAAAAUGGUCUCUUCAAUGGAUAUGGAGUGCUCACUUUUGCAGAUGGCUCCAGAUAUGAAGGGGAAUUUGUACAGGGAAAGUUCAAUGGUGUUGGAGUCUUCACACGCUAUGACAACAUGAUCUUCGAGGGAGAAUUCAAGGGUGGACGGGUUGAUGGUUUUGGACUUUUGACUUUUCCUGAUGGCUCCCAUGGGAUACCUCGUAAUGAAGGCUUCUUUGAGAACAACAAACUCUUGCGACGGGAAAAGUGCCAGACAGUGGUCCAACGUGCACAGAGUGCCUCCAAGAUGGCACACAGCCUUACAGCAUAAGGGGUAUAAAUGCUACAACACCCUAACACAGGGCUUACCCAUGACUGGCAGCCUAAACCCGGAGGUUGGUAAGAGUGUGGAGUACAAGAUUCACAGAGGCAAAUACCAUUUCUAGGAUGCAAACUAUCACAACUCAACCCUGCUUGCCUUUAUCAUUUCCUUAAGCAGCUUGGCCCCUAUAAUGUGAACUGGUGCCAAAACUCAUGUAUGAAGCCUACGUCUCCUGUCAGUGUCACUUCCGAGAUCAUAGCACUUCCUUUGUCAGAAGCAUUCUCCGUUAGACAGAUUUCUAAUCCUAUAUCCCAAAACUGAGUUGGACACAAUGGGAAUCCCAAUCAACAGGGGCCCAUUAAUAUACAAUCCAUCUUUCUUGCCACAAAUCUAACCCAGCUGGAAUGUGAUCAGUUGAGUUGGUUUCCAGUGGUCAAAGGAGGGUUUAGAACUUGUAUUUAGCUUAGCUUUUUAUCUUCUUAUAUGUCCCUAAACCUCUAGUUGAUUCCUCACUGAGGCUCAGUCUUCCUUUCUUUAUAAAAAUUCAAUGAAUAAAUACAAAAGCAAAGAAUUAAAAUGUUGAGUGGAAUUAAGAAUUCUAGACUUUCUGAAUGUGACUUUCAACAGUUUUGCAGAUCAGCAUAAUAAGAAUGGCUUA